GCUGCUUUUUCUGCAUCCGUCUCUCAUUUUCUCAUACACCUGCCUCAACAUGGCCGCCCUCACCUGAGCUCCUGAGGUAAAUAAAUCCAGGCUGUGCCCUUUUCAGUUAGUCACUAUGUGGCCAUUUUAGCCUCUCCAGACCAAAAGUCACCCUCCAGCUAUGGCCAAAAGUGAGUCCAGGUGCAGUGGGAGCUGUUGUUGUUUUACCUGAGGAGGAAACAGUGAAGAUACAGAAUUGAGUCAUUUGUGGCCUCUCCCAGCCCUUCCUCUAUGUGCCCCUUCCAACCACCAUCACUGUGUGAUACAUAUAUAUAUAUAUAUUUAUAUUCAGCUCCCAGGUUACACCACUGUCACUGCUCCAAAUCUUCUCAUAUUCCUGCCCUCACUCCCCCAUCUCCUCUGGCUACUCAUUUCAAUACCGGAAUAACCCACCAGCACUAGGACCAUGAAGCUCCUGCCUCCUUGGGGGGAGGGGCCAGAGCACCAUUUUGAGGCAGUUACACAGACAGAACAGGCAGUGAGUUUUGUUUGCCAUAAACUGCCACAUGUGAAUGGCAGUGCUCCUGGCAGAGACUCUAGCCACUGGCCCCGGGAUGAAUUGGUCCCAAACUGACUGGUGACAAGAACACUAGGAGCCUGGGAAGCUGAUGUGAGGAUUGGGGGAAGAAUCUGUGGAAAAGGAAGUCCCAGGGAAUCCGGAAGUGAGAGGUAAAUGAUCAGAAGAAAUAGAGAAGCCUCAGAAGCCAAUGAUUGUGAUUCUUUGGAUAAAGACAAGAGACCAUUAGACUGUGCAACUUCUCCAACACCAGAAAAUCCUCACAUUGGAAAGAAACAUCUGUAUCAGACUCAGAAAAAGCUUUAGUACAAUGAACAUUCCCAACUCCCAGAAGAAACUUCCGUCAGUAAGAAAACAAUCCGAAUGCUCAGAAUGUGGGAAAACAUUUGCAGACAAAAGUCACCUUCAUAUUCAUAUGAGAAUUCACACAGGAGAGAAACCAUAUAAGUGCACAGAAUGUGGUAAAACAUUUGUAGACAAAAGUCACCUAAAUAUUCAUAUAAGAGUUCACACAGACGAGAAACCAUACAAGUGCACAGAAUGUGGGAAAAUAUUUGCACAUAAAAGUUACCUUCAUAUUCAUAUGAGACGGCACACAGAUGACAAACGAUACAAGUGCACAGAAUGUGGGAAAACAUUUGUAGACAAAAGUCACCUAAAUAUUCAUAUAAGAGUUCACACAGGAGAGAAACCAUACAAGUGCACAGAAUGUGGGAAACGAUUUGCAAACAAUAGUAUCCUUUCCAUGCAUAAGAAAAUUCACACAGGGGAGAAACCGCACAUGUGCACAGAAUGUGGGAAAACAUUUAUAACAAAAACCCAUCUUCAUAAUCACCUGAGUACUCACACAGGAGAGAAACCAUUCAUGUGCAGAAAAUGUGGGAAAAGAUUCCGUCUAAGCUGUUACCUUAGAAGUCACAAUAGAAUUCACACAGGGGACAAACCCCACACAAAAUCCAACCGUAAUAAACAGAGACUUCAUCCAGAGGAGAGACCUUUUACAUGCACAGAAUGUGGGGAAAGUUUUAAAUGUAAAAGAAACCUUCGUAAUCACAUGAGAAUUCACACAGAGGAGAGACCUUUUACAUGCACAGAAUGUGGGGUAAGUUUUAAAUGUAGAAGCACCCUUCAUAAUCAUAUAAGAAUUCACACAGGAGAGAGACCUUUCAAGUGCACAGAAUGUAGCCAAAGUUUCAUUCGACUUGGAACCCUUAAAGUUCACCAAAGAAUUCACACCGGGGAGAAACCUUACAUGUGCACAGAAUGUGGGAAAAGUUUCCUGACAAAGACACACCUUAAAAGUCACCAGAGAAUUCACACAGGGGUGAGACCUUACAUGUGCACAGAAUGUGGGAAAAGUUUUACUCUGAAGGGGGCCCUUAUAAAACACCAGAGAGUUCACACUGAGGAGAAACCUUAUGCAUGUACAGAAUGUGGCAAACAAUUCUCUACAAAGGACCGACUUUCUUCUCAUAUAAGUGUCCACACAGGAGCUUUUACGUGUACAGAAUGUGGAACGCAGUUUACUUGUAAGGAAAGCCUUAAACUACACAUAAAACGUCACAUGGAAGAAAAAACAUUUACAUGUACAGAAUGUGGGAAAAUGUUUUCUAAUAAGAGAAACUUUCUUUACCCCUACACAACUCACACUGGGGAGAAACCUUUCAUAUGCACAGUAUGUAAGAAUAUGUCUCCAUCCAUUCUAUUCUCAUGUACAGAAUGUGACCAACAGUAUCAGAAUAUGAGAAACCUUACCAUACACCAGAGAAUUCACACAAGGAAUGAAACGUUCCCAUGUACAGAAUGUGGCAAACUGUUCUCUAAAAUGAGAAACCUUACCAUACACCGGAGAAUUCACACAAGGAGUGAAACUUUCCCAUGUACAGAAUGUGGCAAACAUUUCCCUAUAAAGACCUACCUUGCCAUACACAAGAGACUCCACUUAAAAAGGGAAACUUUCCAGUGUACAGACUGUGGCAAACGUUUCUUAACAAAGUUCAGCUUUCAGCACCAUCGUAUUACCCACACAGGGGUGAAACCUUUCACAUGCACUGAUUGUGGCAAAUGUUUCUCUUUAAAAAUGUACCUUAUGAAACACCAGACAAUUCACAGAAAAAGGGAAACUUUAUCAUGCACAGAAUGUGACAAACCUUUCUUUACAAAGGCCAGUCUCCAGCGGCAUUCACUGACCCACACAGGGGAGAAACCUUUUGUGUGCACAGAAUGUGGCAAAGGUUUCUGUAUUAAAUCAUACCUUAACACACACCAGAAAAUUCACAAAAAAGGGAAAACUUUCCCAUGUACUGAAUGUGGCAAACCUUUCUUUACAAGGGCCACUCUCCUUUGGCAUUCUAUGGCCCACACAGGGGAGAAACCUUUUGCGUGCACAGAAUGUGGCAAAGGUUUCUGUACAAAAACAACCCUUAAAAGACACCAGAAAAUUCACAUAAGUGUCCACACAGGAGCUUUUACAUGUACAGAAUGUGGAACGCAGUUUACUCGUCAGCAAAGCCUUGAACUACACAUAAAACGUCACAUGGAAGAAAAAACAUUUACAUGUACGGAAUGUGGGAAAAUCUUUUCUAACAAAAGAAACUUUCUCUACCCCUACACAACUCACACUGGGGAGAAACCUUUCAUAUGCACAGAAUGUAAGAAUAUGUCUCCGUCCAUUCUAUUUUCAUGUACAGAAUGUGACCAACAGUUCCAGAAUAUGAGAAACCUUACCAUACACCAGAGAAUUCACACAAGGAAUGAAACAUUCCCAUGUACAGAAUGUGGCAAACUGUUCUCUAAAAUGAGAAACCUUACCAUACACCGGAGAAUUCACACAAGAAGUGAAACGUUCCCAUGUACAGAAUGUGGCAAACAUUUCCCUACAAAGACCUACCUUGCCAUACACAAGAGACUCCACUUAAAAAGGGAAACUUUCCAGUGUACAGAAUGUGGCAAACCUUUCUUUACAGAAGUCAGUCUCCAGCGGCAUUCAGUGACUCACACCGGGGAGAAACCUUUUGUGUGCACAGAAUGUGGCAAAGGUUUCUGUUCUAAAACAUCCCUUAACAGACACCGGAAAAUUCACUCAAAAAGGGAAACUUUCCCAUGUACCGAAUGUGGCAAACCUUUCUUUACAAAAGCCAGUCUCCAGCGGCAUUCAGUGACUCACACCGGGGAGAAACCUUUUGUGUGCGCAGAAUGUGGCAAAUGUUUUUAUACUAAAACAUACCUUAACACACACCGGAAAAUUCACAUAAAAAGGGAAACUUUAUCAUGUACAGAAUGUGGCAAACCUUUCUUUACAAAAGCCAGUCUCCAACGGCAUUCACUGACCCACACAGUGGAGAAACCUUUUGUGUGCGCAGAAUGUGGCAAAGGUUUCUGUAUUAAAUCAUACCUUAACACACACCAGAAAAUUCACAUAAAAAGGGAAACUUUAUCAUGUACAGAAUGUGGCAAACAUUUCUCUAAAAAGAGCGGCCUUCAGCGCCAUUAUAUUACUCACUCAGACGUAAAACCUUUCAUGUGCACAGAAUGUGGCAAAUGUUUCUCUCUAAAGAUGAAUCUAACGAAUCACCAGAAAAUUCACUUAAAAUAGGAACCUUUAUCAUGUACAGAAUGUGGCAAAUCUUUCUCUAAGAAGGCCAACCUUCAGAGACAUUCUUUUAUCCACAUAGGGUAAAACCGUUCAUGUGCUCAGAAUGUGGCAAAUGUUUCUCUAUAAAGAUGUUCCUUAACAGACACCAGAUGAAAGGGAAACUUUCCGAUGUACAGAUGUGACAAGCGUAUCUUGAAAAAGGGCAGCCUUCAAUGGCAUUAUAUAAUCCACACUAGAAGAACUUUUCACUUUCCGAGUAUGUCAACAAUUUCACUCAUAGCAGGAGAGAAACCUUUCACUUGCACAGAAUACGACAUAAGCUUGUUAAGGAACUCAUUUUCCCUUUGAAGCUUCCAUGGCAAAUUGUAGGUAGGGUGCAUUGGUGCACAGGCCAUUUUUCUUAACUGAGGCCCCAGGCUUAUUGUUGGCCAAGCCCUCCACCAAGGGACCCAAAUGACUAGGGUUGCCACCCAGCCUGUAUUUUACCCAUCUGUCUUCAUCCUGCUUAUAAGAACAUAUUUAUACUGUAUGUAGAAAAAUCAACAAAGCUGACCCUAGGACAUCCAAGUGGACAUUCUAGUAAUUGCCAGAAGGCUGUAAAAAGACUAGAGGUAUACUGGGCCAGAUAAACUAAGUGUUCUUGAAAACCAGAUAGUAUCAGGAGUGGCUGAGCUUCAUGAAGAAAGCCCUACCUCUACAAAAUGUGAAAAACCAGAACAUCAAGAAGACCAACAGGGGUUCCAUAUCUAAAUGUUACAUAUACAAAGAGCCCUAUGAUUAUGUACCAUAGACACACCAAGCUCAGCCAGGGUAAAUGGGCCAACCCCACAGUACAACACAAUAAUUCAGUCCUAGCAGAUAUGGCUCACAUGGACCCUGUAGCGCUUUACCCCCUGUGCACUUGUCCCACCACAAUAGUAGUGAUACAAUUA
This is a messenger RNA of Xenopus laevis (African clawed frog), 5083 nucleotides long. RefSeq names its product gastrula zinc finger protein XlCGF58.1-like. The record is from RefSeq and is a predicted model, not a curated record. Bases 867 to 4151 code for a protein of 1094 amino acids. The transcript has 2 exons. Lineage: Eukaryota; Metazoa; Chordata; Amphibia; Anura; Pipidae.